This is a messenger RNA of Sinocyclocheilus grahami, 2262 nucleotides long. RefSeq names its product four-jointed box protein 1-like. Lineage: Eukaryota; Metazoa; Chordata; Actinopteri; Cypriniformes; Cyprinidae. The coding region runs from base 94 to 1275 and encodes 393 amino acids. The record is from RefSeq and is a predicted model, not a curated record. The transcript has a single exon. Gene Ontology annotation, biological process: cell-cell signaling.
AACAUCGCAUAGGAGAGGAGAAUUCAUAAUGAUCAUAUUUUAGCCAUAGACGACUCAUGCAAGAAGAGGUAAAUGGAACGCGAAAUGGACUAAAUGCGUUUUGAAAUCCAAAUCAUGAACGCCGGCAAGGUGAAAUUAUGCGCGUCACUUUUUAUGUGGCUUGGAAUAGUUACGUGGAUUGGAAAUGUGAAGUUGCAUCUUUGGUUCGUAUUUGUCCAGCAAUCCACUGAACGGGACGUUGUAUUUUCUGUUGCAAACGAGCAGGUAAAUAUUUCUAAAAGACACGCGCCGGUGAACGCAGGAUUGCGCGAUGGAAAAACUUUUAGUAUUCUGGAUAACGCGAUCGAGCACCGGGUCUUCUGGAGCUCGUGGCUCGACGGUCUCUCCACUCGUGUUUUUGGCGUGGAGCACGAGAGGAAGUGGAGAGAGCAGGUUCGGGACGCUCGGGUGGUUGUGCUGGAAGCGGGCUGCGGCCGACCCACAAACCGCCUAGCGACCUUCGCCGACGGCACGAGAGCAUGCGUGCGAUACGGCAUCGACGCGGAUCAAGUGCUGGGAGAAACGCUCUCGUAUUAUCUAGCGGAACUGCUUGGGAUUUCCAACCUUCCGCCCUUGGUGCUUUCCAAACUGAACCUGUCCAGUGAGCAGUGGGCAAGUGUGCGAGGAAAUAUCGAGGCGUUAGGGUGGUCGCCAAAUGCCAUUGUGUCUCUCACUGAAUUCAUCCCAAAUGUCACUGGAGUGUUUAUUCCAUUGCAUUUGCGGAAACAGCAAGUAGGAGCUCUGCAACUCUCUGCUGAGAAUAUAUCUAACAUGACUGUAACGUAUCUGGUUGAGUUAAUGCAAUGGAGUGAUCUAAUCCUAUUUGAUUAUUUAACAGCCAACUUUGAUCGAAUUGUCAGUCACAUUUUCAGUCUCCAGUGGGACGCGCGCGUGAUGGAGAGGACCACUAAUAACCUUCUCAAAACAGUCAACGGGCAUUUGCUUUUUAUUGAUAACGAGGCAGGGCUUGUUCACGGAUACAGAGUGCUUGACUUGUGGGAACGAUAUCACAGGCUACUGCUGGGUUCGUCGUGUAUUUUUCGCAGAAGUACAGUCCGGCGUGUUUCUGAGUUGAAGCGCUCCGGGAACAGCGCGAAGCGGCUGUGUGAGCUGUACCGCGCGAGGGAACCGUUGGCGCGCGAGCUGGGCUCUCUGUCUGAAGAGCACGCGAUUACGUUGCAGAACAGGAUUGAUGUGGUUUACAAACACAUUAGGCAGUGCACAGAAAUCAUGUAGACAUUUGCGAGCUCAGGUGUUUCUAUUUGUAGGUGCUAUAAAUACGUUGCUGUCUGUAUUGUUAUCGUGCCAUUCCAAUGUGAACUUAUAAUGCUUAGUAGAAUUAAUGAAUAACGUGGCAGAAUAGGGAUAUUAGCAAAAGGCUGCUAUUGUUGAGUCUAUGGGUUGAAAACAGACCAGUUUGGGCAGGCAGCAAGCUGGUUUAAGAUGUUUUGUUUUCAUGAGGGUCCAAAAUAAUUAAUCAAUAAUAAAGAGUAAAUGGAUCUUACAGUCUUAACACACUGUCUCAUAUUUGCAUGUAUCCUAAACUUUGGAUAUUUCAUAUAAAUCUAUGGUAUUUAUUUAUUCAUCCCUAAACUGUUUAAAUGAAUGUCAAGUGUGGUGUGCUGUUGUUACACCUACCACACCCAGAUGAGUUGUAACACAGAAAAUGUACUACAUUUAAAAUCUAUCUGUUCAUUUAUUUGUGAUUUUUCAUAUCAGUCUACAUUUUGUUCAAAUUUGUGCAAUAUCUGUAGGUCCAAUAGAAUUAAAUGUCAAAGAAGUGUUACAACCCUCCCCAUCUGUUCGGCCAUGAUGCUUCUCAUUUCUAUAACAUGCAGAUGAGAUCAUCUUAGCAUUGGUUGAAUGUGAAUAGGCUUGACAGAAUGAUGUAUGACUGUUCAAUGCAGCUUAUUAUGAAUGCUGAGACAGCAAUGUGUUUCGGUACUAUUAUCAGUAAUAUUGAUCUCCAUGAUUGAUAUAUACUCUACAAAACCCUUCCUGAAAAACAAUUACAUGCAUUAUUUUCCUAGUUUGGAAUUAUGCUUUAUUAAUGUAUUUGCCCACAUUUUUAUUGGUGGAGUAGAGUCAGACAAAAAAAAUCAACUUGUUUGCAAAAAAUGGCAAAUCUAAUAUGUAUUAUUAAAUCUGUCAAUUAUGUUUGGUUCCAUAAAUCAGAUGUGAUGGAGGCAGGGUGAACUGUCAUUAAAUAUUAAAGUGAAAUCU